Molecule: messenger RNA, 2519 nt
Organism: Leguminivora glycinivorella
Lineage: Eukaryota; Metazoa; Arthropoda; Insecta; Lepidoptera; Tortricidae
Product: muscle segmentation homeobox-like
Exons: 3
Coding region: 429-1430 (333 amino acids)
Biological process (GO): regulation of transcription by RNA polymerase II; embryonic morphogenesis
Cellular component (GO): nucleus
Molecular function (GO): RNA polymerase II transcription regulatory region sequence-specific DNA binding; DNA-binding transcription factor activity, RNA polymerase II-specific
Source: RefSeq, a predicted model, not a curated record
GCGCAGCGUCAAAAUUCAGCCGCGGCACUAAUCUCCUAAAGGGCCAGCACCGCUCAAUAGGAUUUAACAAGCGGCAUUCACGACUCCUCAUUAUAUUUUUAUACUUUAUACCUUUAGUACCCGGCAUAAAGUGCGCGAUCAAAACGCGCGAACCCCUACAAAAGGUAAUUAUGUUUUGAUUCCUACAAAAAAUCGAGUAUCACAAAGGAGACUAACGAGAUAAGAGCGUGCUAAAUCGCUCCCCCUGCGGCCCGCGCGCGGAUCAAUCCGCGGCCGAACGGUCGAUUGGCUGAGCGGAGCCGCCACGGGGGGCGGGGCCAGCCCGGCCCGCCUCGGCCUCCGCCGCCGGCCGCCAGUCCACCUCCGAGCGCCCGCAUGCGUACACGACACGAUCCCCAGUGACUGUGCUAAAUGGAACUGAACGUUCAAUGUUAAAGAAACCGAGCUACGAGGAGAACGAAGUGAAUAUGGCGAUAGAGAGUGUUUCGAGGUACCCGAGAAGCCCAGCGGAGGCGACGGAGCCGCCGAAGCCUUCGAGGAUCAGCUUUAGCGUGGCUUCGAUACUGGCCGAUACGAAAGCUAACGAAGAGACUGCUGAAGUUCUGAGGCAUCAUAGGAGUAUUCCUGAGUCUCCUUUGAGACAAUCUCCAUCAGCUCAGCCGGAGCUGCCGGGUGGGACAUCCCCGCGGCCUUCGUCGCAGACGCCUCCCUUGAAUUUGAACGCGUCGGCGACGGUGACGUCUUCGGAUGACGAGUAUGAAGAUGGUUCGAUUGUUGAUGUUGAAGAUUUGAAUUUGCGGAACGGUCAGAGCGAGGAUGAGGAGCGGUCGAAGGAGGAGCGGCUGGGGCCGGUGCGGCCGACGCCGUUCAGCGCGCUGGCGGCGGCGGCGGCGGCCUACCACGGCCUGGGCGGCUGGCCCGGCGCGCCCUCCGUCGUGCCUUCCUUUGGACCCCUAUUCCCUCCACACUUCAAUGUUGGACACAUAACAGACGCCAACGGCGGCCCUCCGAAGCUCAAAUGUAACCUGCGCAAGCACAAGCCAAAUCGAAAACCACGAACACCCUUCACCGCUCAGCAGCUUAGAGCGCUUGAGAGCAAAUUCGUCGAGAAACAGUACCUUAGCAUCGCUGAGCGCGCUGAGUUCUCAUCGAGCUUAGGACUUUCUGAAACUCAGGUAAAAAUCUGGUUUCAAAAUCGCCGAGCGAAAGCGAAGCGAGUACAAGAAGCGGAGAUCGAGAAAUUAAAAAUGGCGCAGUUUUCCCGCCACCCCCACCAUUUGUACCCCCACCCGCUGCAGCAGUACUUCCACCCCCACCCUCUGAUGGGGGGCAGGCCGCUGCCCCCAAUGGGCAUGCCACACUUAGGCAUGGUACAGAGUCCUGUGUCUGGUGGGUCACCGUCGCCUAGUACACAAACUGGUCCGCAGUAGGAUAUAAAAAUGGGACUGAUAAAUUAUAAUAAGGAAUACAGAGAAAACCAUUAUAGAUAGUCCUGGGUACAGUCAACCAAUUGGAAUGGUUGUAUAGUGGUAGGGACCACUAUACAACCAUGUCAAAAUGACAAUCAGUAAGUUAUUUCUUACAAUCUGAUUUAUAACGUCACCAUGACAUAGUUCUACAGUGGCUUAUUUUGGUCGACUGUACGUAGCCGAAUGGCACAAAUGCUCACGAAACGCUCACGAAACGAAACGCUCGUAGAUAUCUAUCGCUCUUACGUAUUGACGCGACAUAGCCAGACUACCUAUCGCGGCAUUUCGUUUUCGUUUCGCGUCGCAGAAAUGCCAUUCGGCUACGCCACCUGCAUCUAAUAUUGAAUGUUACUUAAGGAGCCUACAGAUUACCAGUUCCCCAAGCGAUUUGAGUUUUCCUGCAAUCGCAAAGAUAACGCCGUGGCUUGCGUGGGCGCCGGUCGCGCGAUGGUCGCGCGACGGCGAUGCGACGCAUACUAAAUCAAACCUUAUCGAUAUGGAAGUAUGAGACGCGACGGCGACGGUCGAGCGACCGUCGCCCACGCAAGACACGGCGUAACAGUUGGCGAAUAACUGGCAGGGUAUACGUUUGGCGAACUUGUAAUGUGUGGACUUCUUUAUUUGAUUGAUUCAUUUUAUUUGUUUACCAAUUGUGUAAGAUAUUUAAAAUCUUGUCUUGGCAAAGGAAAGUCAAAAUGUUUGAAAAUAAAUAAAGGACUAAUUUUUUAUCCGACAAAAUAGUCGAGUGAUUAUGUAAAUUAUUCUGUAAAUAUGUAGUUAAGUUAGUUUUAAAUAGCACCAUAUUAAGGAUUGUAUUAAUUUAAUGUAUUUACUUUGUGUAGAUUCUUUAUUACCAAAUAUUUUCAUUUAUACGAUUUAUUAUGUUUAAUACUUUCCUAGGCGUUUUUGAUAAAAAAUGUGUUAUGGAAUUUUGAAUACAGCUAAAUGAAUAUUGUAAAAUAUUUUUGUACAUAAACUUAAAUGAUAAUUGUACAUUAUUAUUUCUACUUCAGUAGUUAAAUAUAUAUCUAUUUCUUUCAGAAUGAAAAA